UGAAAAUCCAUAAAACAACGCAGAGAAGAGACGCAUAAAAGUUGCUGAACCAGAGUCACCAAACCUAUCUAAAAGACCCAUGAUGUGGACUGUUGAUGUUGGAGAUAGGAAGCGGAUGUAAAAGACAGGGGCGAUAACUCUAAAUUCUUGGAAAAAUAAACAAUGGAACCAGCUUUAAAAUUCGAGAAUCCCAGAUCAAAUAGUUGUAUUUCAGAUAGUAGUGGCAGUGGAGAAGAAGUGGACCAUGGAUUAGAAGAACUGACCAUCAUCACUAAUCUUCCAGAAUCUCCAUUGAAAGGACCAAAAUCACCACUUAAAGGACCAAAAUCACCAACAAAGUCAGGAAUAAAUAAAAAAAUAUCGUUCUCUGCAUCAUCUAAAUCUCAUCGUGUUUAUCAGUCAGGGUUAAGAACUUUAUAUACAUCUGGUAGACCUCCAUGGUAUGAUUCACAUGGAUCAUUGAAGGAACCAUUUGUUAUAGGUGUAUGUGGUGGCAGUGCCUCUGGUAAAACCACUGUGGCCAGGAAGAUAAUAGAAGCUUUAGAUGUUCCAUGGGUCAGUUUAUUGAGUUUGGACUCAUUCUACAAAGUAUUAAAUGAAGAAAUGCAUGAGACAGCAAAUAGAAAUGAAUACAACUUUGAUCAUCCUGAUGCCUUUGAUUUUGAUUUAUUGAUAGCCACACUACGCAGAUUAAAAGAAGGCAAAAGUGUUGAAGUUCCUAUUUAUAACUUCAUCACACACAGUAGAGAUCAAAGUACAAGAACAAUAUAUGGUGCCAAUGUUGUAAUAUUUGAAGGUAUAAUGAGCUUUGUGAAUAAAGAAUUAUUGGAUUUAAUGGACAUGAAGAUAUUUGUAGAUACAGAUUCUGAUGUACGGCUGGCACGACGAUUGAAACGUGACAUAGCAGAACGAGGAAGAGAACUAGAGGGUGUUCUCAAACAGUAUAAUACAUUUGUCAAGCCAGCCUUUGAUCAUUGGAUUUCUCCUACUAUGUCAAGUGCAGAUAUAAUUGUACCCAGAGGAGGAGAGAAUCUUGUUGCCAUCCAGUUGGUUGUGUUACAUGUCCAUGGUCAGUUACAAAAGAGAGGUUUCAAGUUGAGAUCCAAACUGGCACAUUCGGCAGACAAUGGUUGUAAGAAACCUGACACUCUGAAAGUAUUAGAACAAACCCCACAGAUUCAGGGACUACAUACAUUUGUAAGGAAUAGAGAGACUGCAAGAGAUGAAUUCAUAUUUUAUUCCAAAAGGUUGAUGAGGUUGUUGUUUGAGUAUGCUGUUUCUUUAUUACCAUUUAAAACUGUUAGUGUAGAUACCCCACAAGGAACCUCAUAUCAAGGGAGACGAUUAGAUGCUGACAAGAACUCUAGUCCAAUGAUCUGUGGAGUAUCAAUCCUGAGAGCUGGAGAAACAAUGGAACAAGCCUUAUGUGAAGUUUGUAAAGAUGUCCGUCUUGGUAAAAUACUCAUACAGACAAACUUUGACACAGGAGAACCAGAGUUGCAUUACCUGAGGUUACCAAAGGACAUAAAGGAAAGUCAGGUAAUUUUAAUGGAUGCCACUGUGGCCACAGGAGCAGCCGCCAUGAUGGCUAUACGUGUUCUACUGGAUCAUGAUGUACCAGAGGACAAUAUUACUUUGACAUCUUUAUUGAUGGCAGAAUCUGGUGUUCACUCAGUUGCCUAUGCCUUUCCUAAGGUUAAGAUUGUCACUACAGCUGUUGAUAAAGAAGUGAAUGAAAAAUUCCACAUUUUGCCAGGAAUAGGGAACUUUGGAGACAGAUAUUUUGGAACUGAUUUUGAGAAGCUUGUACCCAUUGACAGAACUCCGAUGACAAGAUGUUAUUCAGAACCUGGAUGUCGUGAUGUAGAACAAGCAGAAUAAGAAAGAGAAGAUUAUACAAAAUAAAUCAUUCCUGUUGACAUACAUUUCAGGAUUGCUGGGUUUUACUAUUUUAUUGGUUGUCUCAAGUCCUUGUAUGUUUAUACACUGGUUGCUUAACUUGGCAUUAUCAAACUAUUUUCUCAGUCAGUUUAUUUUAGAUUCUAUUAAUGAAGAGGUUCUAUAUGCAUUAUUAGUUUCAAAAUACACAAUUGUUAAACUGCUACCUAAUUUUUGCUCAUACUGCAUAAAGUUUGUCUGUUCUAAAUUGGAGUUAUUAGUGGGAAAGGUUAAACAAAUUGUUAUUUGGAUGGAGAGUUGUCUCAUUGGCACUCACACCACAUCUUCCUAUAUCUAUUCAUAUAAUGCUGCAAUUUUUGUUUUUUGAACAUUUGGGUACCUUAAAUAUCCUGGUGCAUAUGGUCAUUUACCUAUUUAACACCUUUUAUUUCUUUUAUUAUAGGACUGGUAUUUUUUUUCUGUAACAUUUCCUUCAUUUACAAUUUCAGUCAUAAUUAAGAUAAUUCUACCAGUUAAGUAGAUUUCUACCAUCCUUUCCCUACAUUUAUAUGAUUAAUUGCACCAGUUAAAAAUGCAAGAAAUGAUUUGAUGUGACAAGUAAUGUGAAUAUGUAAUGUGUAUAUCAUCAAAUCAGAAAAUACUCUCCACAUGAACAAAAAAUUUAACAUGUCACAUAAAGUAAUAUGAUCUAUGAAAUUUAUUAUUUUUUACCUCAUGGAGUCCAUGCCCAUGUCUGCAGCCAGUUCAAAGAAGCUUAAAGGCAUAUAGCCUGACUUUAAGGGCUAUAGAUGCUGGUUUGAACAUAAUUAAUAAAAUAUUUAGUUACUAUCCACCAGAGACUAUGUGAAGUAGAUGUAAGUACUAUAGGUUGCAUUUUCAUAUAACAAAUGCCUUUGAUUACUUGCGAUAAUGAUAUAAUAAUGAUAAAUUUGUGAAUAUCAUUUUUAAACUAUAUUGACAUUAGUGCUAAAUUAGUGGGUACUUGGUACAUGUAGCCAAAAGGUAUGUUACCAUGGCAUUUAUUUAACACUAACUUAUAUAAAGUUUUACAUCACUUACUUAGUUACAAAAUGUGUGAAAAUGGAUCUUGGAGAGGUUACAAUCACACAACUUACUAUGAUCUAAAUUUUUCUUAACUUAACUUAUGUUUUAGUUCGAAUCUCUAAUACAAUGUGAUGUAUUUUAAAUGAUUUGAUGUAAUUAAGAUGCAUUUUAAGGAGUAUAGCAACAACCCUCAAAAGAAGACGGUGGCGGAUCCAGAACUUUUCCUAAGGGGGGACCCGCUCCAGUCAUGCUUUAGUGAUUCCCUAUAUAAUCAACCAAAUUUUUCCCACAAAAGGGGGUCCCCCCCCUGGAUCCACCUAUGGAAGAAGAUAACUUUGUCUUUUAUUUUGCUCAUUCCUGAUUUAUAAUUAGUUCAGUUUAUAAACACUUAUUUAUUUACAUUUUAGUCCUUUUUAUGUUGAAGUAAAAUUAUUUAAACUUAGUAAAAGUAGAUUACCUUUGUUUUAAAAAGAUGCCAAGCAUUAUAUUUGUUAUAUGUAACAUUAACAAUUAAUGUUAUUUUGUUUUAUCAUGUUCUAUUCAGAAUAAGAUUUCUACAUUUUAAUAGUACCAUUAUGUAGUAUAUGAGCCCCAUGCAUGCUCUAAUGACUAAUUUUCAAUUUGUUCCAUUAUCUUUCUAGUGGAUUAUUCUAUAAAAAAAAACUUUUAUCUCUGAUAUGCAUUAAAUGUAAGCAAUUGCAUCCAUGCAGACCAUGGCAUAUAUAUUUUAUAGCUCAUUUGUUCUAGCAUUGUUUUAUCAAAAUGACUACGUGGAAAAGAACUAUAAAUAAAUGGAAGAUUUUGUAUAUAUUUACAUUUUAAUACUAGGUAUAUUAAAAGAAUGUCAGACCAUUUAAUUGGAUCAAUACUUUUUUGUUUACAUGAAUUUAUUGUAUAAUUGUUGUGUGUAUGGGGUUUUUUGGUUUGUCUUUUUGUGGAAGAGGGAUGUGUUCACAUGUAUUCCCUAUCAUCUGUUCCUCCUGAUUUUAAGGGGUACUUUGUAAGAAGAAGAUCAUUUCAAUUAUUUUCAUACAAUGAUACCUCUUAACUGGUUUAAGAUUAUUAUUUAUGUCAAUAAGAUUAUCCUUCAUCAUUAGUAAAGAUAUAUGACAAAUAUCUCAACGUAGAAGAAACCAGAAAUAAAAAAAAUCUUACUGUUAUUCCCAUUAUCUGACCUAUUAUAAAAUGAAAAAUUGUAGAAUCUCUUCACGUUCAUGUGCAUAUCACUUGUAGGUUGUGCUCUUAAGCUAUCUCUCAAUGUUCUUAAACUAAUUUUGUGUUGAUGGCAGUUGAACAGUAAUCGCUGUCAAAUAAUUCACAUGUCCUCAAUAUGAUAAGCAGAGAUUCAUCACCAAAAAAAAUCAUUUGAUUUUUAUGCUCUUAAAUUUUGUACAGCAUGUAUCAUUUUUCAUGGAAAAUUUAUUGUUCCCAAUCAUUUUUAAUAUUGAAUUAAGGAUAUUAUUGAAAAAGUGUGAGGCUUUAAUCUCAGUUAUAACAAUCAGUCAUUCACUCUUGUUUAAUUUGCAAUAGUGAAUGUAAAUUGGUUUACAAUUGUAGGUAUCAGUUGAAUAUAGCAAUAUAACAAUAAUUUGAAUCAUGACUGUUAAACAUAUGAUUAUGGGUUUUCAAAAAUACCAUGAAAGUGCAUGUCAUAUUUUAUUUUCCAAAUAUUUUUAUUGUCAGAGACAAUAUCACAAUUUCUUACAGCAGUGUUUGUUAUAAUUCAAUGUUUUGAUAUAAUUUUGCUAAGUAACAUGAACCUCAGAACAGAUAUGUAAUCAUCUUAGUAUAAAAAAAAAGAAUUUAAUAAAUACAGAUUGUGAGUGUAUGUGUUUGUUAAGCUGAAGAUUAUAGUGUGCUUUACUUAUAUCCUUCUGGAGUUGAGGAAAGCUUUGCUUAUAUGUAUCCUUCUAGUGGUCCAGAAAGCUUAGCUUAUUUGUAUUCUUUUUGGGGUGAGGGAAGCUUAGAACUGACAAAGAAUUUUAAUUUAAUCUUAGGCACAUGUAACCCAAGUUUUAUCUGAAUUAAACCUUUUUUUACUAAUGGAAAGGAUAGUGUCAUAUUAAAAUAUAUGAAACGUGUUGCUUUCUUUUCAAAUUAUUUGGAAAACAAUCCAUGUAUUUAAUGAUUGAGUGUAUGGUCCUGUAUUAAAAAACUAUUAAUAAUACUCUUACUGUUGAAUUUAGAACAAAACAGGCCUUAUUGUGUUUAAAGUCUUAGGUUUAGUAUCAAACAUUGUUUAGUAUUUAUAAGAAAUCUGAGGAAAAGGUUUGCUAAAAGUCAUCGUACCUCUAACCCACUUUUUAGAUAUCUACACUUCAUAUCUGUCUCAAUAUACAAAGUCAAAUAGGGUGUAUUUUGUCAUUAAUUUUAAGAGAUGUUGCUAUAUUGACAUCUUUGC
Molecule: messenger RNA, 5344 nt
Organism: Mytilus trossulus (common blue mussel)
Lineage: Eukaryota; Metazoa; Mollusca; Bivalvia; Mytilida; Mytilidae
Product: uridine-cytidine kinase-like 1
Exons: 15
Coding region: 163-1881 (572 amino acids)
Cellular component (GO): cytoplasm
Molecular function (GO): ATP binding; kinase activity
Source: RefSeq, a predicted model, not a curated record